This is a messenger RNA of Botrytis porri, 939 nucleotides long. RefSeq lists its product as uncharacterized. The transcript has 2 exons. NCBI's taxonomy places the organism in Eukaryota, Fungi, Ascomycota, Leotiomycetes, Helotiales, Sclerotiniaceae. The record is from RefSeq and is a predicted model, not a curated record. Bases 1 to 939 code for a protein of 312 amino acids.
AUGUCUUCCACUACAACAAUAGCGAUUGCUGGCUUCACAGGCAGAAUGGCUCGCUUGAUCACCAAUUUUAUCCUUCAGGACCAUCCAGAUGCAAUAAUCCAUGGUAUUUGCCGCUCAGCUAGUAAGGUCGACGCAAAUGUACGCUUGAAUCCUCGGGUUAGACUGUUCGAGGCCAGUUCCACAGAUAUCUCAACCAUUCGCGCUGCUCUAGCCGGUACAGCCGUAUGCAUAUGUUGUUAUCUCGGCGACAGCAAACUCAUGGUCGAUGGCCAAAAGAUUCUUAUCGAUGCAUGUAUUGCAGAGAACGUUCCUCGCUACAUCGCUUCUGAUUAUACUUUUGACUAUCGAACUCUUAAACUCGGCGAUUAUCCCGCCAAAGACCCAUCGAUACAUAUUCAUCAGUAUCUUCAGGAGAAAGAGGAAACGGAAAAUAUUAGAGGUGUUCAUGUACUCAACGGAGCAUUCAUGGAAUUCAUAUGGAGUCCUCUCCUUGGUUUUGUCAAUGCUGCAGAGGGCAAAUUUCGCUAUUAUGGUACCGGUGAUGAGCAGUUGGAGAUGACUGCCAUGAAAGACGCCGCGAAAUUUGUAGCAGCAGUUUCUAUGGAUCCGAAAGCUGUUGGGGCUGUGAAAUAUCGAGGAGACUCAAAGAGCAUCAAGGAAUUAGCUUAUCUAUACCAGGAGACCUUUAGAGUUGAACCAAGUAUCCAGGGGCUUGGAUCACUCCAAGAUCUCCAUGGUAAUAUGACUUUUGUUUUCAAGGAAAAUCCAAGGAACGGAUUUUCUUGGAUUGGUUUGUAUGGCCAAUACUGGAUGUCUAACGGCCAGACAUUAUUGGGUGAUACAGAUAAUGGUCGUUUUCCGGAGGUGGUACCUACUACCGUGGAAGAAUUUCUAAAAGGGCACACGAAAGAAAGCUUGGGUAAAAGUACACAAUUUUGA